Engraulis encrasicolus (European anchovy) is the source of this 939-nucleotide messenger RNA. RefSeq lists its product as uncharacterized. The record is from RefSeq and is a predicted model, not a curated record. The coding region runs from base 179 to 844 and encodes 221 amino acids. The transcript is spliced from 3 exons. Lineage: Eukaryota; Metazoa; Chordata; Actinopteri; Clupeiformes; Engraulidae. Gene Ontology annotation, cellular component: cytosol.
UGGAUAUAAAAGGGGCACAACUCCUCUCCAAACAUACAACGCUGCCAUCAACUCCUCUCCAAACACACAACGCUGCCAUCAACUCCUCUCUAAACGCACAACGCUGCCAUCAACUCCUCUCUAAACGCACAACGCUGACAUCAUCUCCUGACUGAGCAAGCUGAGGCAACAGACCAAGAUGGCCAAACCAGAAACAAUGGACGUCUAUGAGCAGCUGUGGACCAACAGUAAGGACCUUGCUGAGAAGACCCUAAAGCUUCCCUUCUUCCAGCACAUGCAGAGGGGCGACCUCCAGUCAGACACGUACGCGACCUUCAUGCUGCAGGACAUCACAGUUCUGGUGGAGAUCAGAGAGACACUGAAGGAGACCAUCAGCGAGGUGAACGACCCUGAACUUAAAGCCUUCUUUGUGGAGAGAUACGAGACCUACAAGAAGUAUGCUGAUGAAGCCUUGCAGAAAUUCUCCCUGAAGGAUGUGAAGUCCAUCGUUCCCAUCGAGCCCACGCAGCGGUACCAGUCGUUCAUGCGCUCUGGCAAGGACGUGAAGACAGCUGUCAGCAGCUGCAUCAGCAACGACCCGGAUCAUGUGCUCUUCUGGGCCAUAAGGAUGCUGGCACGUGAGCGGCUGUGGUUGUGGCUAGCCAAUCAGAUGAAGGAGGGCUACGGCAACGCCUACUUCACCUGGAAGCGGGAGAACAUGCUGCAGUGGAACCCUGAGAAGCACUACAAGAAGAUCAUCAACGACAACGUGACCGACCUGCGCGUAAUCGAAGAGUACAUUAGUUGGUUCAACGCGGUGAUUCAGCACGAGCACGAUAUCUGUGCCUUCUUAGUGCCUGCGUAGUGAGAGCAUUACAUUACAUUACAUUGCAUUACAUUACAUUGCAUUACAUUAGAUUGCAUGUGGCAGACGCUUUAUUACCAAAGCGACUUUCGAAA